Messenger RNA from Coniosporium apollinis CBS 100218, 945 nucleotides. RefSeq lists its product as uncharacterized. The transcript has a single exon. Gene Ontology annotation, molecular function: arylformamidase activity. NCBI's taxonomy places the organism in Eukaryota, Fungi, Ascomycota, Dothideomycetes. The coding region runs from base 1 to 945 and encodes 314 amino acids. The record is from RefSeq and is a predicted model, not a curated record.
AUGUCGUUUCGCGCUGCACUGCAUACCGCUCUGCUCGCGUUAGUGCUGGCAUCGCUGCUUCAAGCACAGGUUUUCAACGUCCCCGUGUCGGAAUGGGGACCUGAGGAUGAGAUCGGCGCUGCCAACCGGCUCACGCCGCAGAAAGUGCUGGAUGCCUCUAAGCUCAUCACCACCGGCAAAACCUACCGACUCGGUAUCCCGAUUGAUAGCUCGACACCGGCGUUCCCACCGCGGUCAAUGACCAUUACAAUCGUGAUGCCUAAUCAAGAGGGGGGCGAGACCCUCAGCGAAAGCCUGGGGAGCUACGUCGACGACCUCUAUAACGGCUGGCUCGGCAUUGGCACGCAGCUCGACAGCCUUGCUCAUUUCGGCUUCAACCGCACGUUCUACAACCGUCGCGAGGCAAGGGACUUCGUCGAGGUCACUGGCGUUACGAAAAUGGGUAUUGAGAAGAUUCCACCUAUUGUCACGCGUGGCGUGUUGCUCGACAUGGCCAAGCAAAAAGGCAAGACGCAGUUGGUUGAGGGUGAAAUUAUCAGCAGUGAUGAUAUCGAGGCCGCACAGCAGGCCCAGGGCGUCAAGAUCGAGGAAGGAGAUGUGGUGGUAUUGCACACCGGCUGGCUACCGAUGCUCUACACAAACGGGACGCGCUUCGCCACGGGAUGGCCCGGCAUUGAUGUCGGCGCGGCCGAGUACCUGGCGGGCCUUAAAGUCGUCGCUGUCGGUGCCGACACCAUGGGCGUGGAGGUCGCGCCGCCGCCCAAUAUCACACGUCUUUUUGAAAGCCACCAGGUGCUGCUGACCGCCAACGGCAUUUACAUCCUGGAGACCCUCGAUACCCGUGAGCUGAUCAAGGACGGCGUCAAGGAGUUUCUGUUCGUCCUCGGCCAGCCUUUGAUUACUGGCACCGUCCAAGCCAUCAUCAAUCCCGUGGCCAUUUGUUAG